GCACACUCGCCAUAUUUUCAAUCGUGGAGGGACUGUAUCUGGCUGCCCUGGGUUAAACGGGGACAGUAUACGAGACAGGACAAAAUAUUGAUAGAAACCAAGGGCACUUCGUUUCUCGGGCUGUUACUCUCAUCAAAAUGAACAUCUUCAGACUCACAGGAGACCUGUCUCAUUUGGCUGCCAUCAUCAUCCUGCUGAUGAAAAUAUGGAAAACCAGGUCAUGUGCAGGUAUUUCAGGCAAGAGCCAGAUCCUCUUCGCAAUUGUAUUCACCACGCGUUACCUGGACCUCCUAACCUCAUUCAUCUCUCUGUAUAACACUUGCAUGAAGGUGAUUUACAUUGGCUGUGCGUAUGCUACUGUGUACUUGAUCUACAUGAAGUUCAGAGCAACCUAUGAUGGAAACCAUGAUAGCUUCAGAGUUGAGUUCUUGGUUGUUCCUGUUGGGGGACUUGCCGUUUUGAUCAACCACGACUUCUCACUCUUGGAGAUUCUGUGGACUUUCUCCAUCUACCUGGAGUCUGUGGCCAUCCUACCCCAGCUCUUCAUGAUCAGUAAGACCGGCGAGGCAGAGACCAUCACCACACAUUAUCUGUUCUGCUUGGGCUUGUACCGAGCACUCUAUCUCUUCAACUGGAUCUGGCGUUUCUACUUUGAGGGUUUCUUUGACAUGAUUGCCAUUGUGGCUGGAGUGGUGCAGACAAUCCUUUACUGCGAUUUCUUCUACUUGUAUGUCACAAAAGUCUUAAAGGGCAAGAAGCUGAGCCUUCCAGCAUAAAAAAAAACAAGUUGAGGAGGUGACGGGACUCCCAGCAGACUCAGGGCGAGCAUGGAUGAAAUCGUGGGAUCUCGUGACCAGCAGCAGGAGGCCUGUGACAGAGCCAACUCACGGGGAAUAACACUAAAGUCUUUUGGAUGAUUUCAGAGGAACUGUUAAAUGCCAACCGCCGCCAGAGCUGAAUCAAUCUCGAUCAGCCAUUGGAUUUAUUUGUUCAGCGUCUUUGCCUUAACACUUUCAUUACUGUUGAAAUAGGAGAAAGGCUUUUUCUAUUUGCAAGGUGCUUUUUGUUGCUUUUUCCCUUGUAUUUUUUUUUUUUUAAUAUUCUCGCAAUGAAAUGCACAAAUGUACAGUUUUGGAAAAAUGAUAGAGUAAUGUAUCAGAGUGCCUGAUAAGAUUUAUGUUCAUUGUUCACUUUUUUCCAUUUGCCAUAUUAAUUGUAUGCCUAAAUUACUUCUAUAAAAUAUUUGAGGCCAACAGUAAGUUUAUAAUUAGAAAUAAAAUCCCCAAAGUGUAAUUUUUAAUGCAUUACUCAAAUUGUUUGGUGAAUAUCCAAUGAAAGAUGUAACCAAAUAAAAAUGCCAACCAUUUUGUAAUAAUCUGUAUUGUAACCGUGACCGUUUUAUGUAUUGGCAUUUAAACUGAUUUAAUGUGCCAGUUGCGUACUGCUAUGAAAACAUUUUUCAAAUCUCCUUUUUAUUAACUGAAAUAUAGUACCUAUUUCAUAUUACUAUCAAUUGUCCAACACAGUGAGACUCAAAUGUAUACAACACAUUUAAUUUGGUGUAAGAUGUAUUUAUCUACACUUGACUGUCAUGUAAUGCCUCUACUCUCAAGAAACCUUUCAUAGAAUAAUUUCAAUUCACUUUUACAGUAUUUAGUAUCCAUUGUUUUGUUGUUGUUUUUUUUGCAUGACAUCACAUUCAUUAAAGAUUUUUUUUAUCAUAGAUUGUGUGAUCACAUAUUUUUACAUUUUGGAUUUACUCACAUUAUCAAAAGAUGCUUAUUUUUUCACAUCAGGAAAGAUGGUCAGAAUGAUUUGGAAAUGUAAAGUGCUACAGGGCAUAAGUCCGUGGGAAGUAUUCCCACUUCCCAUUUCAGACAUAGAAGAAAUGCACAAGUCGCCUUGAUCACAUGCACAGUACAUAUACUGUUAAAUGGUCCAGGGCAUUUGCUAAAAGUACAGCACCCAGAAAACAAUCACAAUCAACUUUUUGUGUUUUUGGGAGAUUUAAACAGCCAACAUGUCAUACAGUAUUAAAAAAAUGUAUUU
This is a messenger RNA of Periophthalmus magnuspinnatus, 2049 nucleotides long. RefSeq names its product ER lumen protein-retaining receptor 2-like. Gene Ontology annotation, molecular function: ER lumen protein retrieval receptor activity. The transcript has 5 exons. Gene Ontology annotation, cellular component: membrane; cis-Golgi network; endoplasmic reticulum. Bases 138 to 776 code for a protein of 212 amino acids. Gene Ontology annotation, biological process: endoplasmic reticulum to Golgi vesicle-mediated transport; protein retention in ER lumen. NCBI's taxonomy places the organism in Eukaryota, Metazoa, Chordata, Actinopteri, Gobiiformes, Gobiidae. The record is from RefSeq and is a predicted model, not a curated record.